This is a messenger RNA of Aspergillus nidulans FGSC A4, 2053 nucleotides long. RefSeq names its product Hsp70 family protein. The transcript has 10 exons. The record is from RefSeq and is a predicted model, not a curated record. The coding region runs from base 41 to 2053 and encodes 670 amino acids. NCBI's taxonomy places the organism in Eukaryota, Fungi, Ascomycota, Eurotiomycetes, Eurotiales, Aspergillaceae.
CUUCUCCAAUCCAAUAGUGUUCACUUCGACUCGUAUCGUGAUGGCUGACCUGCGGCGCCUUGCAACACGCAAACGACGCCGAGCGUCGACAAUAGUUGACCAAAACGUCUGCUUCACGGGCACUGACACAGAAGAUGGGGACUCGAUGGUGCCGGAGACCCCGCCCAGUCGCAGCUGGAGUCGGAGUCAGAGUCGCGGGAGCAGCCGAAGCACGUGGACCAAUCAAGCCACAACCGAGACGGGAACGGAAACAUCCGCGAUCCCGUCGACGGAAACUUCCGUGGAACCGUCCGUAGAAUUAACUGAACCAUUCACCUCUAGGUCCACAUCUGCUCAAUCAGAUACAUUGUCACCGAGAACCAAGUUCAUCAUUGGGCUCGAUUACGGUACCACCUUCUCUUCUGUCUCCUACAUCAAGUUCGAUUCGGCCAGGCCUCCUCCGACUCUCUUUGGAGCGCAAAUCUGCUCCAUUACCGAUUGGCCCGGUGUCGACAGCCGGGCACGCAACAUUCCAGAAGUCCCGAGCGAGAGUUGGUAUCUAGGCGAUCGAUUCUACUGGGGAUAUGGCGCUCGCCAAGGCUAUGCAAAGCUUCUUCUUCCGGGGAACCAAAAAGAAACUCGAGGCCCGCGUGAAGAACUCCGGAGAACCUUGGUAAGGGCUCGCAAGGAUGAAACAGAGGCAAUCAAGGACUAUCUGCGACAGAUCUUGAAGUAUAGCAAAGAAUUUCUCACAGAGAGAGAAGAACUCAGUGAGGAGUGCGAGGUUGAGCUCGUCUUCUGCGUUCCGGCUGGAUGGCCGGCAAAAGCGAUACGAACAAUGCAGGAAAUCUUGCUUGAUAUAGCACAUGAACUCAAUAUUGGUACCCUUGCAACUCCGUUUGUCCUCAAUGAGCCCGAGGCCGCUGCGGCGUAUAUACUUGAAGCGUGCUCAGGGAGGAAAAGGCUGUCAACAGGAGAAGUGUUUAUGGUUUGUGAUGCAGGUGGUGGGACCGUGGAUGCUAUCACUUACAGAGUCUGCCAACAACACCCAUUUCGAGUGGAAGAAGUUGUUCCUCCUACUGGAAGCAACUGCGGAUCCAGCUAUGCAAACCAAACUCUCAAGCACCAGGCCAUAGAGAAAAUCAAGAGUACAGCGUACGAGUCACUGAAAGGCCCUUCUUUUGAAUACAUUAUUGAGCACGACAUCAUGACCGAGUUUGAGUAUAAAAUCAAGAGAGGUUUCAAUCCGGCAGAUGGGCUGGACGGGGACGAAGUUAUAGUCGUGCACGGGCUUGAGAGGAAUGAGCGUUUGGGAUUUGGACACAACACCAUGCGUAUUAAAAGCUUGAACGGUAUAAGCAAACUCAUUCGCCAGCAAAUCAGUGCAGCGGCAGCCAAGGGCCUCACGGUCGAGACAAUUCUGUUGGUUGGAGGUUUCUCAGCUGCCCCCAUCCUCCGCUCUCAUAUAGAAACAGAGUUCGAAGCUUUGAAGAUUAUAUAUCCGCCCAAGGGGCUUGAUAGCGCCGUGACAGUCUCCCACGGAGCUGUUUUCCGUGCGUUCAACAAAUCUGACGGCCCUAAGCGUAUUGUGCAGUCAAAUUUUGGUUUCCUUCAGUUGGAACUCUACAGCACAAGACAACCAGCUCAUCGAGGCGUUUCCCCGAUUUUUAACGCCAUAGACGGCAAGAAAUAUGGACUAGUUUUGAGCAAGCAGCAACAGUUUCGGACUCGAAACUGGCAGGUCUUCAAAAUGGAGGAGGAGCUCGUGAUACAUCAGAAAAUCUGGGUGUCUGAUUUUGACAACGCCCAAAACCACUACCGAGUGAACGCUCCUUGCAAUAAAGGCGCGGAAGUCUUUGGUAUCCUGCAGAUAGACCUAGAGCCAGUGAAAAACGAGGGCCUCCUCGAGCUUAGAUCGGGACCAGAGGGGAUGUUCUACGAGAUCCACUACGAACUGGCAAUGGAAGUUGACGGAAGGAACCUGGCUGUAAAGCUCUUCUAUCCACCAGGGGGAAUGUGUCGCGCGCAGACGCAGCUUUGUAUCGCGGCGGCCUUCAUUCCAGGGACAGAGUGA